UCAGUGUCUGAUGACGAAUUUCCCCACGAAUCGUUAUCACUCAAUUCUGAAAGUAAUUCUAAUUUACUAUCGCUGUUCUCUAGCUGGUCUAAAGCCACUUUUGACCUAAAGGGACGCUUUUUGGACGCCACUUACAUUUCUGUUUCCAGUCAGAAAGAACAGUAAAAAUGCAGGCAGGGCACAGGACAAAGCACUAGGGACAAAAUGUAUGUGAAAUGCUUUGAUACAGUAAUGUUUUACUAUGUGAUUUUAGUGUAUUGAGUGAAUGUCACUUUUAAAAUGUAUGAAUUUCCCGCAGGUUCCAUCCCCCGUACGUCGGUUGGAGGAGAUGGCCGGGGACGCUGCAGGGGGGACAUCGCAGGAGCACAGGACAAGCAACGCUGCAGGGUA
This is a messenger RNA of Staurois parvus, 390 nucleotides long. NCBI's taxonomy places the organism in Eukaryota, Metazoa, Chordata, Amphibia, Anura, Ranidae. The record is from the annotation of a GenBank genome assembly.